GUCAUUCACUCUACAACUCCCGUCUAGACAACACUCUCGCAGCAUGGUUGGAAAAGAUCUACUGACUGGAAAUGUCACCUUCAAAGCUACAAAUCCUUGCGAUUUGAGUUGUUGCACUAAAGAACAAAUAAAAUCGUAUUUUGAAAAUGCAUACGAUCUAAACGAGUCCCUUUUCCUCGGUUUAAAAGAUUCAAAAGUGUUUUAUAUGUGUCCCGAUCGUUUGAGAUUACCCUUAAUAUUCUAUUAUGGCCAUACAGCUUGUGUAUACAUUAAUAAGCUUGUCCUGGCUGACUUAGUUCAAGUUGAAGAAAGAGUUAAUUUUGAAUUCGAAAAAUUGUUCGAAACGGGAGUAGAUGAACAUUCAUGGGAUGAUACACAUAGACCAAAUAUUGUAUAUUCGGUUGCUUCGCAACUUUAUACAACAACAAUUAAACUAAGAGGAAACUAUCUACAGGAACAUUUUCGAAUGGGAAACAGCUUUCGAUGGCCCGAAUUGAAAGAUGUCGUUGAAUAUCGUAAAAAUGUUCGAGACUUAGUUCUUAAAGUUAUUGAGAGGACUCCUUUACAACUUCCUAUUACAAAAGAGAGUCCCUGGUGGGGAGUUGUUUUAGGAAUAGAGCAUGAAAGAAUACAUAUUGAAACUUCUUCUGUCCUAAUACGACAACUACCUAUCGAUCUAGUUUCCCGACCAAACGGAUGGGUCUAUGCACCACUGAAGAGUGAAUCUCCACCUGGUGAAAAUCACAUGAUAAAAAUCAGCGAGGUCUCUACAAGAGAAUUGGGUAAAUCCACCGAUUUUCCAUCUUUUGGUUGGGACAACGAAUAUGGCAAAAUUAAAUUGGAAGUUGAUCCUUUUGCCGCCAGUCAAUACUUGAUCAGUAAUCGAGAAUUUUUACAGUUUGUUCAAGAUGGUGGAUAUGAUAAGAGAGAUUUUUGGUCAGAUGAAGGCUGGCAAUGGAAAGAAUUUCGCAAAGUUAGACACCCUACGUUUUGGGUGUGCAAUAAAGGCUGUAAUUCUGGUUGCGGCAAUCCUAUACAAACCGUUUCUCGAUGUAAUCUUUCCUCGGGGGACGACUACAAAUUUCGAUGUAUUUUUGAUGUGGUUGAUAUGCCACUGGAUUGGCCAGUUGAAGUUAAUUUUUUAGAAGCUCAAGCUUUUUGUCGAUGGAAAGGGCCAUUGUAUCGAUUACCUACCGAAGCUGAAUUUUCAAUUAUAAGCGAAGACAUACCGAUAAAUAAUUCAGUUGAUUGUGAUAAAAUUCACGUUCUAAAACCGGGAGAAGCGAACGUUGCUUUUGAAUAUGGCUCCAGCUGCGCCGUAAAUAAAUAUUCGUCGAACUCUAAGGGAUUUUAUGACACACUGGGCAACGUUUGGGAGUGGUUAGUUGAUCAUAUGAACGGAUUCCCUGGAUUCGAAACACACCAUUUAUAUGAAGAUUUUAGCACUCCAACUUUUGAUGGAAGACAUAAUCUAAUAUUGGGAGGAUCAUGGGCUUCAACGGGCAACGAAGCAUCGCGAUUUUCAAGAUAUGCCUUUAGAAGACAUUUCUUCCAACACUCAGGGUUUAGGCUUGCCUAUUCAAUUACAGACAAAGCUGAAGACAUUCCACUACCAGCGCUAUUUAUUUCGGAUGAAUUGUUUUUAAUAGGAUACGGUGUUCAGAAGAAUCAAGGAGAAUUCACCGAGAAUUACAAAGGAAAAUAUCAGCAAAGUUUUUCUACCUUUAUCAGAUAUAAUUCACAGAAAAUAAUUAACCAACAAUUGCUGAACGAGUAUAUUCUUAAAGUUAACGAUCGCUUUGUGAGAGAACUACAAACUGUUCUACAUUUAAGCGAUAGUGAGAGAAAUGAGAGAAGACUGUUACAUUUUGGCUGCUCAGCUGGCUAUGUUACUUUCAAUAUAGCUAAGUUUUUUAAUAGCGUUGUUGCAAUAGAUAGAAGAUCGAGAUUCAUAGAUGCAUGCCAGAAACUAAAUGAGGGUCAAAUAUUGAAAGUUCCAACUGAUAAGGAAAACAAUGAAUAUGAUAUACAAGUCCAAAAUAAGGAGAAUAACAUUAUAUUUAUUCAAAUGUCCUGGCUCCCUAAUGAAUUAGAAAAUUUUGAUGUUAUAUUGUUAUCUUUACUCAAUGAUCUGGACGAGAGGCCUUUUCUGGUAAGAAUGAGAGAAAUGGUUAAAGAAGACGGUUCUUUAAUUAUUCAUUCAACGAAAGAAUCCUCCACUUUUAACAAUCAUUUGAAUAAAGAUUUUAAACUACGGUCAGAGAAGACUCUACCCAAUAUGACUAAUCUGUUUGUCUACGACAAGAGAGAAAGACACUGA
Molecule: messenger RNA, 2320 nt
Organism: Dimorphilus gyrociliatus
Lineage: Eukaryota; Metazoa; Annelida; Polychaeta; Dinophilidae
Source: the annotation of a GenBank genome assembly